UCGGUACCACCCAGGUUAUGUUUCAAACUCCGAUAGGCUUGGGAAAUAACGUCAAAGGCACUGACCAACCAUUGCAAGAAGACUUUGCCGUCUAGGUCCGGGGAGUUGUGAGGAUCUCCUGAUGGGAGCAGGAUUGCAUGCGAUCGCAUGGGUACAAACAGCGUGGCUACUGACUCCGGCCCUGCGCUGAAGCCCUGGCUGGUGUGUCUUGAUGACAGGUUUGGCUUAGCUCAUCAAAUCCGCACCAAGCAAUGCCGCCUCUACUCUUUAGGGCUGGGGAGCGACGACACGCACUUUGAGGUGAGCAUGGCCAAUGGUGGGUGUGAAGUGCAUCGUUUCGAUCCUAGUGUCAGAUCAGCCCACGUUCUGCAGAGCCAGCGCCUCUGGCAUCACCGCUUGUCCAUUGAUUGGCGGGACCCGCAUCCAGCUGUGGCUGCUCAGAAGCCGUACAGCAACACCAGGAAACUGGGAAGCAUUUUGAAUGAAUUCGGGCAUCACAAGAUUGAUGUUCUCAAGGCAGAUCUGGAAAGUGCCGAAUGGAAAGUUCUAGAAAACCUUAUUCUGGAGGAUGUCCUUGAACAGAUCGGCCAGCUCAUCUUCGAGAUUCAUCUCCACUGGCCUGGUUUUGAGGUCAGUGGCAGCGAGAGCAGCGUGGUGCGGUUUUGGUACAGCCUCCUGAAGGAGCUGGAGCGGAAGGACUUCAGACUUUUUCACACUUACAAAGACUUAUCUAAACCGCAGCUCUUCCUGAAGAAGGACAUUUUCAACGCUAGCAGCUGUUAUACCUUGAGUUGGGUGAACACAAGAUGGAGAUGAGACAAAGCCUCACCCACAACACACAAAGAAAUAUGGGCAGACAGAGGCUUCCGUGCUUCCUGUCAUGGAGUUAUGUCUCCAGUCUCCACUGGCUUGUGCUUGCUCGAGACGGGGCUUGUGUUAUUGUCUCUGCAUUACAUGAUGAAGCCCGGAUGAAUACCUUUGAGACCUUUGCCUUUGACAGAGUGGGGUGUGCCCCUUCCGUGUCCCUUGGAUGUAGAAAUACCCUGCACAUGCCAGCGCGUGUUUUUUAAAAAAAUUCAUUACGUAUCUAUAGUUCAUGGAUUUACAUUAAAAUGAAAUUUUAUUAUUUCAUACUUUUUACUAGGUUGAUCAGGUUUUAAAAUGCACUGUUCAAGUUGGGUCCCUCUGCAGAGGGGUGGGGUGGUACCUGCCUUUCAUCCCAGGCAGAGGCACCUGGAUCUCUGAGCUCAAGGCCAGCCUGGUCUGUAGAGUGAGUCUCGGGACAGCCAAGGCUGCACAAAGAAACCUUGUCUCACAAAGCAAGCAAGCAAACAAACAAAUAACCCAAACGAACAACCAAAACCAAAUACGGGCCAUUCACUUGACUUGAACUUGCUUCCUUUAAGGUUUCUCUUGCCCGGCCAGCCAAGGCUGGGCUGUAUGCCUGUGGAUUUCAGUCAGUGCAUCCCAGCCUUUGCGAACGGAGACCAUGCCUCGGCUUUCUAAGAACUGCUGAUUCUAGUUCCUGGGAACUUCGAAUACAUCAGGUUCUGUCAGAACUUCAAGAACUCCAAAUUUCUUUUCAGACUCAGCUGUAAACACGUUUCAUCGUCUAUGAAACGAGGCACAAAGCAGAAACCGAGUGCUUUUGCUAUUGCCUUGUCAAACCUCAAACCUGGCUGGCACCUCAGACUUGCCAUGCUGUCAGAUCUUUCCAAACACACGAUCUUGGGGCUGAGGAGGUGGCUCGGUUAGUAAGCUGCCUGCUGCGGAAGCACAAGGGCCAGAGUCUGCAUCCCUACAGUGCAGGGAUGAGGGUGGGCUGGACAGGCUGCAGCUCAUUGGUCAGGCUACCCUAGGUGAAUUAAUAAGCUUCGGGUUCAGGGAGAGGCCCUGUCUCAAGAGAUACAUUGUAAACUUAGGCAUAGUGGCACACACUAAUCCUGACACUUGAGAAAAAAAGGCAGGUGGUGAGUUCAAGACCAGCCUGGACUACGUAGUGGAUUAGAGGGCAGCUAGAGCUCCAGAGUGGGACCCUGCCUGAGGGGAAGAAACUAAGUUGUACAAAGACAAAGGAAGACACUAAUGCCAACCAAUCUUUCCCUCUCCUUCUCCCUCGCCCUCUCCCUCCCCUUCCUCCCGUCUGUCUGUCUUGCUUUGUAGCCCACAGUGGCCCAGAACUCACUAGAUGUCUCAGGUUAGUUUUGAUCUUUGGUCCUCCAGCCUCAGCCCCUGACUUCACUUCUUCUUCACAAAAGUUUUUUUUUUAAUUAUGCAGAAAUUCUUAUUUAUAGAAAUAGACUGUCCCGUGGAUGAUUUUCAAGUUUUCUGCUACUUAAACAAUAUAAAAUAAACAAAGUUAAGGGUUUGGGGGCAUUGUUUUUUACACAGAGCAUGGAAGCUGGGUGUUCGUUGUUCAAAACACUGUGGCAGGCAGCGGAGUGCUGGCUGAUGUCACAUCCCAGCCCUUCUCCUAGGCGUUUCUUUCCUUCUUUCCAUAGCUGGCUUCUACCCUCAGACAUUCCUGGUCUGGGUGUUGGUUUGAGGCUUUGAAAAAUCUCAUUUUCAGGGGUUGGGGAUUUAGCUCAGUGGUAGAGCGCUUGCCUAGCAAGCGCAAGGCCCUGGGUUCGGUCCUCAGCUCCGGAAAAGAAAAAAAAAAAAAAAAAGAAAAGAAAAAAAAAGAAGAAAAUAUCAUUUUCAAAUGAGAACCCAGCAGAUGUUAGGAGGAUGAUCUCACUACCUUGAGCUAAAAGGAGACCGGAGUUUCUGAAUUAGUUGUGAUAAUUUAAAAAAAAAAUCUGGAGUUUUGAUUAACUCACAGUACCCGAACAAAGGGGGUUUGGAUAUCGAAGACCACCUUGAAUGAAAGUGAUCUGCAAUGGUGGCUCAGUCUCUUUAGUGUGCACAUGUGUUUCAACUGUCUGCGAACACAGAAGGGUCCAUGAGUAGUCUAUAAAACGGUUCCUGUGCAUAUGGUGUUAUUUCUGAAGAAAGGUAACUUUAUUUUGCCUUGGGUUUGGAUUCUGUCACAGAUUUUUAAAAAAAAAAAGUUUUAUUCUCCAGAGUGUAUAUAUACAAAUAAAUAUUCUUCAGCAAUGUUUAGAGUGCACUGAUUUUAACUGUGAUCAACCCCCAAAGGUGUGCACAUCUACAGCAAGAUUUUUAGCCCUCGGAAAUGCAGAUUUAGGCAUUGAAGUUUCCAGACAGGUGACACACAGCAUUGGCUCCCUCAUACCAUGUAACACAAGACACCACAACAAAGCAAAACAAACAAAAACAGAACCUCCACCCAGACCCGUUUAGCCUGCAUACCGGCUAGGAUAUUUCCGCUUACUUUUCUUAAUGGACAGUUUAGUCCUUAUGAUGGAUAUUUUGAUGGUUGCUAUGGCUUCCCUGUCUCUAGGACACAUUGUGCUUAUGUUGGUCAGGGUCCCUGCGGUGCUGCCUUUUGGAGCUGGAGGAAUCUUCAAGUGUGGGAAGACUGUUCUGUGCACUACCAGAUGCGGCCCUGGACUCUACAAAGGGCGGAACAACCUCACCCUCCACCUUGUUACUCAGAUGUGACUGCAGCUCCAGAUGUCCACCAGGGGGCGAUCUACUGCCCACACCCUCACCUCCAAUGUACGGAAGUUCUGAGAAGUAGGUCAGGCUACGGUAGCCCCCGUGUUUGCUUUCAGAGGAGGGGUAACACAAAGGGCUCGUGGGGGGCGGACAAAACGAGAGCCGCCUCCCCAGACGCAACGCAGACACCAAACAAUCAAACCAACAAAAUGGAGUGCUACUGUUUCGUGAGCGCUUGAGACACUCUGCGCAAGAGUCAUCCCAUCUCCUCUCAAUGAUCCAGCAAGGAAGUACGGUUUUCCCAGGUAUAUGGGUUAAGAAGGUUACAAAGCCUGUAUUCCGAUUACUCCCCUUGUAGAUGGACUGCGAAUCUACAAUCCCCAUCGGAUCCUAGGGCGAGCACACUCUGCUUCCUGCACAGUGUGGCAAACUUCACAUGCUACACCCGAAGGGUAUUUCUUUGCCUCUCGGUUAACCGGAGGAGGAGAACCAGCGAACACAUUUUAAACAGCCCUGCAAAUUGGUUUGCGGUUAGGUUGAGCAUUGAGUUUGCUUAACUUAGACUUAAUUUAAACAAGCCGGGCAGGGGCGGGCACAGCAGGAAAUAUGGGGACCCAAAACGUGUCUGUCCGUGUAAGUUAGGCAGCCAGAAGGCUUCUGUGAAGCUUGGUGGCCCUCCUGCUCCUGCCUGUCACAGUGCGUGGUACUUUCCCAGAUGUAGGAAGGAUGGUGGCUGUGGCUGCAGCAUGGUUCUCUGGUGCGGAAAGCUCAUCUUUGUUCUGCAAAUGAAUGAGGGGAGACGAGAGUAUCUGUGGUACACGUUGUUCUCUUAAUCCACACUUAGUGGUGUAGUGUUGCAUAAAUGGUCCGGAAAAAUACAAAUUUAAUAAACAUUGAAUUAUCUCAGAAA
Molecule: messenger RNA, 4471 nt
Organism: Rattus norvegicus (Norway rat)
Lineage: Eukaryota; Metazoa; Chordata; Mammalia; Rodentia; Muridae
Gene: Mettl24
Product: methyltransferase like 24
Cellular component (GO): extracellular region
Source: RefSeq, a predicted model, not a curated record